UUGUAUAUUCUUAUUGUACUCUAAACUUUAUGCAAUCUACACAAUGUCAGAUGGCAUAACUGGAAUGGUUAAUCGGCAGCCAGCUUGGAUAAUGUACAAUCCAAUCAUCGAUUGGCGCAACGGGAUGUGGAGCUUAUUGGUACAGUCCGUUAUCGAGGUGAUAGUCAUGAGUUUGAUGGCCUGUGCGAUACUUAGCUGCUGUCGCUUGAUACGCCCUAUUAUGUCGCUCACCAUCUUCAUACAGUUUCUUUUUAUUGGCAUUAUCCUGGGCCUAAAUUUGGUCAACAUUUUGUAUUUCUCCGACCUUUUUCGUGGACUAUCUUCGGUAAUAUUCGUCUGCGCCAUUUUGGUUCAGACAUUUCCAUUUUGUUACUAUUGCGAUUUGCUCUCCAGCGAUUGCACUGACUUGGCCAAUCUAUUGGCCCAAUCGAACUGGUUCGAUGCGAGCAUCAAAUAUAAAUCGACCCUGAGAAUCUUCUUGCUACAUGCCCAACAGCCCAUCGAAUUUAUUGCUGGCGGCGUGUUUCCCAUCUCGUUGAAGAGCAAUGUUCAGAUGGCCAAAUUCGCAUUCAGCGUUAUGACCAUAGUGCAGAGAAUGAAUCUUACCAAUCGAUUCAAAUAAUCUGAGAUGUGAAAAAACUAAUAAUGUAUACAAAAAA
Messenger RNA from Drosophila mojavensis, 659 nucleotides. RefSeq names its product odorant receptor 59b-like. The record is from RefSeq and is a predicted model, not a curated record. Gene Ontology annotation, biological process: detection of chemical stimulus involved in sensory perception of smell; sensory perception of smell. Gene Ontology annotation, cellular component: plasma membrane. Gene Ontology annotation, molecular function: olfactory receptor activity; odorant binding. The transcript is spliced from 4 exons. Bases 44 to 622 code for a protein of 192 amino acids. Lineage: Eukaryota; Metazoa; Arthropoda; Insecta; Diptera; Drosophilidae.